This is a messenger RNA of Alosa alosa (allis shad), 1315 nucleotides long. RefSeq lists its product as uncharacterized. Bases 182 to 1054 code for a protein of 290 amino acids. The record is from RefSeq and is a predicted model, not a curated record. The transcript is spliced from 5 exons. NCBI's taxonomy places the organism in Eukaryota, Metazoa, Chordata, Actinopteri, Clupeiformes, Clupeidae.
GACCUGGCUGCACCAGAGAUAACAUUGAGAGAGAGCUUUCUGCUGGCGAUUCUGCACUUAUUCAUCAAUCAUCUGUUUUCAUAAUUGUUUGAUAUUGUUAAUCCAGUAUUUCCUCACUACAAAAGGAUUGAAAAGCAGACCAUUUUAAACAUCUUUAGACCAAAUAGAGGCCUAUUUGAAGAUGGAGGUGAGAGGAGAGCGUGGCUGCUUCAUGGAAGCCAUGAGAGCCAUCUUCAAUACCAUCCGAGACCGGCUCAGACCAAGGAGGGCACGACAGAGGACAAAGAAUUAUAGAAUCUGUCGCAACUCUGCCAUGGCCAUGACCAAGUCAGAGAAAAAGAUUGACCCGAAGAAACAUCUGUCAUCUGGGCUGAACACCAGGUUGACCAAGAGAAACCACUCAGCUGAAACCGCUAACGUGGACACUGCUGAAAGAAGGAUGCAGGAAGAUGGAGCUCCUGGAGAACUUAAGGAAAGACUGAAGUCUUCUCUGCGGGCUGUUCAAGUGAGGCGCAAGCCACACUGGGUGCUCCAGAGAGGCUGGGGACAAAACAAGAUGGAGGACACUCAGGCCGGAGAGGAACUUCAGCCUACUCAACCAGCCAGUGAAAAGGCCAAUAUGGAGGAUACUCUGCUUGAGGAAAAUCUUCAGCCUGCUGAACCAGUCAGUGAGAAGGCAAAAAUGAAGGAUCUUCAGCCUGCUGAACCAGCAAGCUGGGUUGUGGCCUAUGGUCAGAUGUGGCAGGAAAUAACCGAGCAGGAUGGUCCUGUGCUUUGCAGCAACAUGCCCAUCAUAUACUCCGGCUCUGGCUCCAGCUGCCAUUUCCCGGCUGAAUGGGCCCUUGACCAUCUGACCUCCCCUGAGGAGCAGAGGUCAUCAGAGAACAAGGAUGGACCAGUCAGUGAGAGGGCAAACAUGGAGGAGACUGAGGCCGGAGAGGAUGUGCAGCCUGGUGAACCAGCAAGCUGGGUUGUGGCCUAUGGCCAGAUGUGGCAGGAAAUAACCGAGCAGGAUGGUCCUGUGCUUUGCAGCAACAUGCCCAUCAUAUACUGAUGACUGGACUUUGUGAACGUGGACAGGUGAGUAGAGCAUGGGGAGCAGGACAGGCCUUACAUCAUUGUGGACAGCCAAGAAACAUCUACUGCCAAGCAACAACUAUGGUCCUUCAACUGUUCAGAUGCCUUUCAACUACAUUUACAUUAUAUUACAUACUUACUACAUGAUUAUCAUUAACACCGUUACGAUGUAUUACACUGAUAUCUCAUUAAGAUUCUACAUCAAAUAAAUACAUUUACAUACAGAUUAAACUUCAAG